Molecule: messenger RNA, 4313 nt
Organism: Terrapene triunguis (Three-toed box turtle)
Lineage: Eukaryota; Metazoa; Chordata; Testudines; Emydidae
Gene: MYPN
Product: myopalladin
Exons: 21
Coding region: 158-4264 (1368 amino acids)
Source: RefSeq, a predicted model, not a curated record
AGGUUAACUCCUUUCACCUAUGGACUCCUAGUUGUUUCUGUUCCUAAGGACCUGAAGAAUUCCUGUGCUUCUAUAACUUUAAUUUAAUACUUCUGGAUAAUUGCAUCGCUGCUGAGUGCCAGAGUUGGACAUCAACAUCUGGAGGAAUUGAAAAAGCAUGCAAGACAACAGUUUAGAAUCUUCCACUUCAAUAUCUCAACUUCUGAGAGAGAGUUAUUUAGCUGAAACCAGACAUCCAGGGAACAGUGAAAGAAGUAGAUCAGAAGCAUCUCCCCAUACUUUCCAUUAUGGCAGUACUUCUGGGGCUUCAGAGGAAGUAGCUGGCCAAGAUGACCUUCCAGAUCUCUCUGCCUUUUUGAGCCAAGAAGAAUUAGAUGAAAGUGUAAAUCUGGCAAGACAAGCAAUUGAUCAAGAUCCACUUGAAAAACAGGAUGAGCAACAGACACAUGUACAUUAUAGCUCUGAUCAAGUGAAAAACUGCGGAAAAACAGUUUCAAACAAACAAGUGGCCCAGUCCACAGUUUUGCCAACUUCAGACAAUAGUCUCCACUCAAACUUUUGCCUGGAUCAUGUCACAGAAACAAAAGGUUCCAAAGAGAGCACUCAGGAUCUAAAGAAACAACAGUUUGGUUCUGAAGCAGAAUCCAAAAAGGAAUUCCUAAACAAGGCAGCAGAUUUUAUUGAGGAGCUUUCUUCACUUUUCAAAGCACAUAAUUCUAAAAGAAUAAGACCUAAAACAUGCAAAAACUACAGGAGCAAACUUGAAUCUAAAAAUAAGGCUGCUCAAGAAGGUAGCCCUAGUUUCCCAAAGCUGUCAGAAAAGAGAGAACGACCUUCUAUUCCAGUACCUCAAGACUUGGAUAAUAAAGCGGAGCAUAUACUUGAAAAAACAAAUGAUCUACAGGAGGCAAACUUGGAAGCUAUAAAUCAAUUAGAAAGUACAGAAUUAACAACAGAGACAGCACCCACAUCUUUAUAUUUUGAGGAGCCUAUCGGACAGCCACCACGCUUUACACAAAAACUGAAAAGCAGAGAAGUUCCUGAAGGAACCAAAGUGCAGUUGGACUGCAUUGUGGUAGGAAUUCCAGCACCUGAAGUCAGGUGGUACUGUGAAGGAAAGGAGCUUGAAAACUCACCAGACAUUCAUAUUAUCCAGUCAGGAGAUCUGCACUCCUUGAUUAUAGUUGAAGCUUUUGAAGAAGACACCGGACGUUAUUCUUGCUUUGCUUCAAACAUCUAUGGGACAGACUCAACUUCUGCAGAGAUAUACAUAGAAGGUGCCUCCUCUUCUGAAUCUGAAGGUGAAAUUAGCACAGAAGAAAUGGAUCAAGUCCAAAAACCAACUGACGUCUCUUUGAAUGCACCAUCUCCUGCUACUAACACUACAACCACUCAUCAAGAGACACCAAAGGUGCCAUCUACUGUGGGUCAGCCAGUUUAUCAGAGUCAAAGCCCCACUAAUUAUUUGCAAGGAUUGGAUGGAAGACCCUUAAUAGCUGCUCCUGUGUUUACAAAGAUGCUACAGGAUAUUUCAGCUUCUGAGGGUCAGCUGGUUGUCUUUGAGUGCAGGGUGAAAGGAGCUCCUUCUCCAAAGGUUGAAUGGUACAGAGAAGGGACAUUAAUACAAGAUUCUCCAGAUUUUAGAAUAUUACAAAAAAAACCUCGAUCUAUGACUGAGCCAGAGGAGAUCUGCACUUUGGUAAUUGCUGAGGUGUUUUCAGAAGACUCUGGGAGUUUCACAUGUACUGCAAGCAAUAAAUAUGGCACUGUCUCUAGCAUCGCUUGUCUAACUGUUAAAGGGCCUGAGGACCAUAGCAAUACUGCUGCCCUUCAUACAAUGAGCUCAAUCAACUUAAUUGCUGCUGAACAACAUCCUACCCCACUCAUCCCUUCACUUCCAGUGGUGGAUCAGCCCCCAAAACCUAAAUUAGAAGGGGUCCUUGUGAACCACAAUGAACCCAGGUCAAGUUCUAAGAUAGGCCUCCGGGUGCACUUUAAACUGCCUGAAGAUGAUAAAGGAAGUGAAACAUCAUCAGAAGAUGGAGUAUCUGCAAACCAGGUUAGACCACACUACUUCCAGGAGAGGAUUAAUGGACAGACAAUGAAAAUACCAGAGCCAACUUCACCUACAAAAGAGCCCCCUCCAGUACUGGCCAAACCAAAACUAGAUCCCACCCAGUUACAACAGCUCCACAACCAGGUCUUGCUUGAACAGCAGCAUCUACAGCAGCCAUCUCCCCCAUCUCCAAGAGAACUGCCAUUCAACACAGGUAUAUUGAACUCCGCUACUUCAUUCAACCAGCAGUCUACAUCAACUAUAUACAAGCAGGCCAAAGUCUCUCCUUCACAGACAUUCAGCUAUACCCGACCGAAACAGUUCCUUGUGUCCCAGAACACCACACCACCUAUCAACUCCCCUUCCAGCUCCCCAGUGCCUACAUUCAGCAGCGUGUCUCAAGGAACCCAAAGAACAAUGAACAAGGAAAAUUUCGUAGGAUCUCCUCCACCAAUCCAGACAAGGUCUCCGGGAGGGUUUACAAGCCAAAGUGAGCAGCCUCUAGCAAGUCCCAAAGAAUCAGUGUUGCCUCCACUAUUGCUUUCUAUAUCUAGCCUGAACCAAUUUCAGCCCCACAGCGUACUUCCUACUCCUGUCUCUCCAAUCAGCCGGAUUCAGAACCCAGUAGCCUUUCUCAGUUCUGUUCUUCCUUCACUUCCUUCUAUACCACCAACCAAUGCUAUGGGUCUGCCUAGAAGCGCACCAGCUGCAGCAUCCCAUGGACUAAUGAAGAAAAAUCUAAAGCCCCUGCAAUUAGCAACGGAUGAUUAUAUUCACAACAAUAAAGUUGCAGUUGUAAGGGACCUGCAGAGAAAAAUGCAUUUCAAAGAGGAUGUCCGUCGACAUAGUAGUCAGCAGAGAACAACAUAUGAUGAAAAACUGACCCACAGACUUCAGGGACCAAGCAAUGAUUCCCCAGUCUUCAACUAUACAACUCAAGAUGUAUCCAAGGAAUACAAGAUUUCAAGCUUUGAACAGAGGUUGAUGAAUGAAAUAGAGUUUCGCCUGGAACGCACCCCAGUGGAUGAAUCAGAUGAUGAAAUCCAACAUGAUGAAAUACCUACAGGCAAGUGCAUAGCACCCAUCUUUGACAAGAGACUCAAGCAUUUUCGGGUCAUGGAAGGAUCUCCUGUUACAUUCACCUGCAAAAUUGUUGGAAUACCCAUACCCAAAGUAUAUUGGUUCAAGGAUGGCAAGCAGAUUUCAAAGAAAAAUGAACAUUGCAAAAUGAAGAGAGAGGGAGAUGGAACAUGUUCUCUACACAUUGAAGCUACUACUAAUGAUGAUGAUGGAAACUAUACAAUAAUGGCUGCAAAUCCUCAAGGGAGAAUCAGUUGUUCUGGCCACUUGAUGGUUCAGACUGUUCCCAUGCGUGGCCGAUUAACAACUACUCAGUCGCACAGAGCAAGGUCCCGUGUGCAAGAAGGAGAUAAAGAACCACUACAAGAACGUUUUUUCCGGCCAUAUUUUCUGCAGGCACCUGGAGACAUGGUAGCUCAUGAGGGGCGACUUUGUAGACUGGACUGUAAGGUGAGUGGGUUACCAACUCCAGACCUGAUGUGGCUUCUGAAUGGCAAACCUGUAUUACCAGAUAGCACUCACAAGAUGUUGGUCAGAGAGACCGGUGUUCACUCUUUGCUUAUUGAUCCUCUCACACAAAAUGAUGCUGGAACUUAUACUUGCAUUGCAACCAACAAAACAGGACAAAAUUCAUUUAGCCUGGAGCUCAGUGUUGUAGCAAAGGAAGUCAAAAAAGCCCCAGCAUUCCUGGAGAAGUUACAGAAUUGUGGCGUGCCUGAAGGGCACCCAGUCAGAUUAGAAGGCAGAGUGAUUGGAAUGCCACCACCAAUAUUCUACUGGAAGAAAGACAAUGAAACCAUCCCUGCAAACAGAGAAAGGAUGAGCAUGCAUCAAGACACAACAGGAUACGUAUGCCUUUUGAUUCAACCUGCCAAGAAAGUAGAUGCUGGUUGGUACACUCUGUCCGCGAAAAAUGAAGCUGGUAUUGUUUCAUGCACUGCUAGACUUGAUAUAUAUGCCCAAUGGCACCAACAGAUUCCACUACCAAUAAAGUUUCGACCUAGUGGUGGCCGGUAUGCAAACCUCACUGGUCAAGGACUCGACAUUUUUUCUGCCUUUUCAGCUGUUGAAAGUCCAAAGUUGUUUUCAUCCUCAUCCCAGAGCGUGGUGGAAAGUGAAGAACUUUAAAAACCUACAGUUCCAAUUAUACCUGCAGAAAUAUUAGAACUAUGGGGGG